Paramecium octaurelia is the source of this 561-nucleotide messenger RNA. NCBI's taxonomy places the organism in Eukaryota, Ciliophora, Oligohymenophorea, Peniculida, Parameciidae. The record is from the annotation of a GenBank genome assembly.
AUGUCAUCGAUAUUCAAAGAAGUGUCUUUAAAAUAAGUGAUUGCUGAUAAAAGUUAAGUAAGAAUACUAUUGACAUAGAAAAUUCAGACACUGGUUACAAUGUUGAAAGAUAUCUAAACGGAGGAGGAGGAAAUUAUGAGAUAAUUCAAUAAAAUGACAAAAGAAGCAAGAUCAAUAGAGGAAUUAUAUGAGAUAAUGGAAAUGAUUAAUUAUGAAAUGAGUGUUCGAAAUAACGAUAAAUUGGAGAUAAUGGAUGAAAUUAAUCACCAAGAGGAGUAUCUGUAAUUAAUUCGAUUUUAUAACAGAUUGUAACAAUAAGGCAAUCUUGAAGGCUAAGUGAGGAAUGCUUUGAAAGAAUUGGAAACAUCACAAAAAUUUUAAAAGACACGAUCUUUGAGAUAGACUGGAAGAUUUCUAUAAUUCAAAGAGAAUAAUCAUAAUUUGAAUAUGGAAAAUAAUAACAUCCAAUCUAAUAUUAUANUAAUUUGUAUUAUUUCAAUUUACACAAAAUUCAAAAGAAUUCUUAAUUUCUUUAUGAUUUUUUAUUGCAUAAUCAUUUGA